Papaver somniferum (opium poppy) is the source of this 1322-nucleotide messenger RNA. Its product is annotated as histone H2B.7-like. The record is from RefSeq and is a predicted model, not a curated record. The coding region runs from base 95 to 514 and encodes 139 amino acids. Gene Ontology annotation, cellular component: nucleosome. The transcript has 3 exons. NCBI's taxonomy places the organism in Eukaryota, Viridiplantae, Streptophyta, Magnoliopsida, Ranunculales, Papaveraceae. Gene Ontology annotation, molecular function: DNA binding; structural constituent of chromatin; protein heterodimerization activity. Gene Ontology annotation, biological process: nucleosome assembly.
UCAUCUUUUACUCUAUUUUAUCUCCCUAGAAAAUUCUCUCUCUCACGGUCUCACCCACUAAAUUUUUUCAGAUUUCCUUCGAUCAGUUUCUGUAAUGGCACCCAAAGCAGAGAAGAAACCAGCAGAGAAGAAGCCCUCCGAAGAGAAGAAAGCAGAGAAAGCACUAGCAGAGAAGAAACCCAGAGCUGAGAAGAAAUUACCAAGCAAAGAUGCUUCCACAACAGAUAAGAAGAAGAAGAAAUCAAAGAAAUCAGUUGAGACUUACAAGAUCUACAUCUUCAAAGUUCUGAAACAAGUUCAUCCUGAUAUUGGUAUCUCAAGUAAAGCUAUGGGUAUCAUGAACAGUUUCAUUAAUGAUAUCUUUGAGAAACUUGCUGCUGAAUCGUCUAGAUUAGCAAGGUACAACAAGAAGCCAACCAUUACUUCUCGAGAGAUUCAGACUGCUGUUCGUCUUGUUCUUCCUGGUGAAUUGGCUAAACAUGCUGUUUCUGAGGAUUUUCCUGGAAGGGGUUAAAAGCUGGAACUGAUAAAUGAAAAUAUGACUCCAAUACAGGUACAUGGCACCAGUAUUUGCUCAAAAUGUGCAAAGUGUGAAAGAUGCUGUAUAUUCUUUCAAAUGGUUUUGGUUGAUCUUGUUACAGGGUACCCAACCGCUGACAUAAACCGGCCAAAGGCCAGCAAACGCCUAACUAUUAUGAUUCAACAAGGAUGAGAGCAGUUGGCGGCACUAGAAAACAGGAAGAGAUAGUAAAAGAUAGGAAACAAACUGAAAGAACAAGGACACAAUUGGAGUACAGUGGCCGCAAUAGAUAGAACAACACCAUCGGUUGGAUCAGAAAUUGAAAUCAACUAGUACGCAUUUCUUUUGUUAACAUAUAUUUAACCAACUGGUUGAUUGAAGACUAUCUCACAACCAGCAUUCCUUCAAUUGGUGUUGUUACCUCGGUUGCUCAUAUCGUAAGCAUCUUAUUGAAUGUCAAUUUGCUGCGAAAAUUAGACGGCCUGCAAUCAUUGCCAAUUCCUCGCAUAGGGUCGUGUUAGCAGCUGUGCAGCAUACCAAUCAGGCCCCAGUAGCAAAAUUUCCAUAAUCAGGCAUGUCUAAGUAUCGCCACUUGUGCUUUUAAGAAUGGACUCAAUUUUGGAAUGUGAUUGAUAUCAAGAAAAGAGUUCACCGCCAAAGAAAUUCCCACAUAGUCCUUUCCUUUUCCGACUCUGCCUUUGAGAACUCAGAGCCUAUAAAAGCAUCACUUCAGAAGUUGGAACCACCAUAACUAAUAUCAUCUCUCGAAUUUUUCCAACCCUUGCUUCAGCAAAACAAGAUU